AUGGAGGCAUGGUCCGGCCAGAAGCCGCAUGUGGGCAUGGCUCGGAUUUGGGGUUGCAUGGGGAGUGUCAUGCUGCAUGGGCAUGAGAAGGGUGGCAAGCUUGAUGCACGGGCUGUCAUGUGUGUCUGUGUUGGGGUGGACAUGGAGAGCAAGGGUUGGCGCAUGCUGGACCCUUCUCUCAUGCGCAUUCGCAUUGCUCGCGAUGUUGAUUUUCUUGAGAAUGUGAUGUGGAAGGAUUGGGACAAGGCAAAGGGAUUUGGGGAGCUUCUGCAGGAUGCAGCUGCGAUUUCCCAACUCCUCCCUCUUCCAAUCUCGCCACCCUCAGCAACGGCUGACAACUGGCCCCUCGGUCAUUCAGCGGAGAUCCGCUACACAGGCUACUUUCUCUUCCUCCGCUCUAUCCCUCUCUCUACGGGUGCCCCUCCGUCACCAGCGACUACCUUCCCACCGCCGGUUACGGGUUUGCAGGUGCUUGGUAUCCAGUCUGGUACAGGUGGUGAGGAGGUAGGGGGGGAUGCUGGUGUGGUUGUGGGCAUGCUGUGUUUGGCCAGGGAGGUGGAAGGUGUUGCACUGGCAGGUGUGAGCACAGGUGAUGUCCCACGCACACUCGCUGAGGCCCUGCGUGGCCCUGAGGGCCCUGCGUGGAAGGCAGGGGCUGAGAAGGAGGUAAAUGCAAUGCGCACUAUGGGUGUAUGGGGUCCAGAGCCAGUCGACUUACCUCUAGAUAAGAAGGCCAUUGGGGUCCGAAGCCGCGGUUAA
Molecule: messenger RNA, 759 nt
Organism: Closterium sp. NIES-65
Lineage: Eukaryota; Viridiplantae; Streptophyta; Zygnematophyceae; Desmidiales; Closteriaceae
Source: the annotation of a GenBank genome assembly